AAAGUCACAUGAUAUGAAACAAUUAUAAACACUGGCAACUGAGUAACUAGACAAUCACUUUUCUUGUCCUACGCUCGCUUAGUUUAGCUAGUGGCCUCAAAGUUAGGACCUUACACAAACAUCAUGAAGAGACUGGGGAUUGGUGCCGUAUUUCUCUUCUUUUGUGUAGAAGCAGCUCUGUCGUUCAAUCCUUGCCUACCAGGUCAAGUGCACAUAGCUUAUGGAGAUGAUGUGUCAAAAAUGAUAAUUUCUUGGAGUACUGUCAAUGACAGCGAUUCCAUUGUGCAGUAUGGAUUAUCCGUGAAAGCCCUGACAUUGUCACAGCAAGGUAGCAGCACAAAGUUUGUGGAUGGUGGAUCUGAAAAAAGAGUUCAGUAUAUCCAUAGAGUGGAUUUAAAAGAUUUGUUGCCUAACACAAUAUACUAUUAUAUAGUUGGCAGUCAGCUUGGUUGGUCAGCAACUUUCCAUUUUAAGACCAUGCCAGCAGGUGAAGACUGGGCUCCGAGCCUUGCCAUAUUUGGUGAUCUUGGAAGCUCAAAUGCUCAGUCUCUUCCUCGCUUAGUUAUGGAUACAUCCCAAGGAUUGUAUGAUGCAAUAAUUCAUGUUGGUGAUUUUGCUUAUGAUCUUGCUAGUAAUAAUGGCAGAGUAGGGGACACAUUCAUGGAUCAAAUAGAGCCACUAGCAUCAAGUGUUCCUUAUAUGACCUGCGUUGGGAAUCAUGAGAAUGCCUACAACUUCUCCAACUACAGAUAUAUUUUCAAUAUGCCAAAUGACAACAAGAAAAUGUAUUACAGUUUCAACAUGGGUCCAGUGCACUUUGUGUCAGUGUCAACUGAAUUUUUUUAUUUUCCUUAUGAUGGAGUUCAGCAGAUAUUUGACCAGUAUGACUGGCUAGUGAAUGACUUAAAAGAAGCCAACAAACCAGAAAACAGAAUAAAGAGACCAUGGAUCAUAGCAUUCGGUCACCGUCCAAUGUAUUGCUCUAACAAUGAUAAUGAUGACUGUACUAGUCAUGAAAGCUUGGUUCGUGUUGGUGUUCCAAAACUGAAGAUUAAAGGAUUUGAAGAUAUAUUCCAUGAAACAGGUGUCGAUGUGGCAAUCUGGGCACAUGAACAUUCUUAUGAAAGACUUUGGCCAAUGUAUAAUUUUAAGGUAAUGAAUGGCAGCUAUGAUCACCCCUACACCAACCCAGGGGCUGUUACUCAAAUCAUUACUGGAUCUGCUGGCUGCAGUGAGCGCCAUGAAUACUUUGUAAAAAAUCCACCAGCAUGGUCUGCUGUCCGCAAUAGUGAUUAUGGGUUCACCCGCAUGAAGGUCUUUAACAAAACUCACAUUUAUUUUGAGCAGAUUUCGGAUGACAUGAAUGGCAAAAUUGUAGACCAGUUUACGCUCAUCAAAACAUCACAUGGCUCUUAUCUGAAAGACAAUCAAUAAACAUUUUAUGUUUGUUUUCUAGUCUUUCAUUUGUUUUAAGCAUGAUUUUCAUUAUAAAGUGUAAUUUGUUAUAAAAUAAAAACAAGUCUUGUAUAAAACAAACAUUCCAUUUUGUACCUUUUAAUAUUAUUUGCAUAGCAAUUGAAGAAGUUAAUAUGAAAUUUUUUAAUUAUUUCAAUUUUCAAUAAACACCUUUAAGACUU
Molecule: messenger RNA, 1637 nt
Organism: Physella acuta
Lineage: Eukaryota; Metazoa; Mollusca; Gastropoda; Physidae
Product: acid phosphatase type 7
Molecular function (GO): acid phosphatase activity; metal ion binding
Source: RefSeq, a predicted model, not a curated record